Molecule: messenger RNA, 534 nt
Organism: Acanthosepion pharaonis
Lineage: Eukaryota; Metazoa; Mollusca; Cephalopoda; Sepiida; Sepiidae
Source: the annotation of a GenBank genome assembly
AUGUUUUCUUUUCUGGACGGAUUAUUUUCUUUUCUUUCUUUCCUUCCUGUCUUUUCUUUUCUUUCUUUCUUUUUUUUAAUACCCUCUUGUUUUUUCAUUUUGUCUUCUUUCUUUCUUCCCUUAUCUCCUUUUCCAUUCUUUCUUUCUCCUCUUUUUCUUUUUUCGUCUUUUUUUAUUUUCUUUCUUCCUUUUUCUUUUCUUGAUUUCUUUUCUUUUCUUUUUCUUCUUCUUCUUUUUCUUUCUUUCUUUCUUUUAAUUUCCUCUUUUUCUUUAUUUUUCUUCUUUCUUUCUUUUCCUCUUCUCCUCCUCUUUCUUUUCUUCAUUGUCUUCUUCUUUUAUUCUCCUUCACUUUCUUUCCUUUGUCUUUCUUUUUUUGAUUUCUUCUUCUUCUUUUUUCCUUUUCUUUCUUUUCUUUUUCCUUUUUUUUCUUUAUUUUCUUUUCAUUUUUGUUUCUUUCUCUUCGCCUUUUCCAUUCUUUUCUUUCCUUCCUCUUCUUCUAUUUUCUUCUUUUCCUUCUCCUUUCUUCUCCUUUGA